CUUCCACCAUCAUCCACCAUCCCUCUCGAACCAACAGAAGACGCAUCAACGAGGAAACAACUGCUGCACAUCUAGAGCACACAAUGCCGGAAGCAAGCACAGCAGCAGCAAUGGACCAGGAGGCUAUCGUUCUCCGCAAGGAAACGAGCGAACGCGACCGCAUCCUGGACAAUUGGGCUGACGCGGAAGCUCUCCAGCUAACGGACGAAGAGGCCAAUCUGAACGAAUACCAGCGCAAGAAUCUCAAGCUGCUCUUUGGAGAGACAGGUUUUAACCCCCCGGUGCCAGCCAGGAAUCCCAUCAGUGUAACCAUGCACAACCCAAGGUUCAGCGCGGCACUCUGGGCAGUCAAUACGGAAGCGUAUCGCCGGAAAGGGCUGCUCUCCCGAAGCCAAAAGGAAGUGAUCGCCCUCGGCGUUUCUCUCUCCAACGGAUGCCCCCACUGCGCGUACAUCCACACGGCCAUGGGUCCCGCGGCCGGUGACGACGUGGACUUCGACAGUCUGCGGCUCUUCUACCAGACUCAAGACGCCGACGCCGCGUUCCCCGUGGGGGAGGGUCAAGACCCGAUGAGCAACAACACGCUGGCAUCUUGGUCGAUCAGGCACCGGGAUGGGAAGGAACAGGCUGCUCCCUGCACCCCGGAGCAAUUGCCGGAGGUUGUGGGGACGGCCAUGCUGUUCGACAUCCUCAACCGCGUCGUGGACACGUUUGUCUCGAAGACGGAGGCUGGGCCGAUGUUCCCGCUGCCAAUGCGCAUGAUGAUGAAGGUCCAGCCGGCAACCCCGCUGCUGCAGCGGGCAAUGAGCUGGAUGAUGUCCUGGAUGAUGCACGGGGAGGACGUCAAGGUCGAGGCCGGAAAGGUCUUGAAGGAAAUCAACGAGGUGCACCCAAUCAUCAAAGGUUUCCGAGGCUGCGCCGACGAGACGCCGAUGGCGCUUCCCGAGCAGCUCUCAUGGGCCACCGGCGGAGACGAAACCAUCGCCGCCGCCUUCGCCUUCCUCGCGGCCGAGGCAGAGCUGCUGGCACACGCCUUCGUGCCUCCCGCCGUCAAGUCGUUCACGGAGUCCUGGGUUUCUUCUUGGGACGGAGGCGCUGCUCAGAUCGGGGAGCUGGAGGAAUGGCUGGGUCCUACGGUGAGAGUUACCGCGAGUGGCCUCGGCGAGGGGGACAAAGGGGACGUGGUGAUGCUGAGGUUGAUGUUGGUCACUAUUGUGGCCAGCCAUCGAACGGAUGACACCCUGCUCAGCGAGUGCCAGGCCAUUCACGGGUUUCGUGGCACCCACGCAGCGGUCCUUUGGUCUGCGUUCCUCGCCGGGCAGCGGUCGUGCCAGCUGGCGAUCGCCUCCUGACUAGCUGUGGAGUGAGUCAUGCUGACGCGAUGACCUCUCAUGAACGCAUGACCGAAGAUCAAGCCAAAAGAGAGAAGCGGAAGAGUGAAUACAAUGAGCAAAAAGUGAAAAUGAGUUCGGCCAACGAAUGAAUAAGAGUGAGACAAGAAAGCGCAGCGAGUGAAAUAUGGGAGUGAAUCGUAUGCGGCGCAUGAGUAAAACGAAAGCGUUCCAUGUGAAGAAAUUUUAUGCGCGGCUCGCGGUACACGUAGAUGUCGACAGGGACUUUUGGCACCCGCGUGGAUUUCACCGAAGUUUCUAUUGUUGACACUUGGUAAGCACAGCCGUUUCUUAAGGAGUCGACAUGCCGUUAUUGGCUGCGCGGGUGUGAUUUCAGCAAUCCCCCAGACGUUUGAAUCCGCGUGAUCCUGCAGAAUCCACGCCUUUAAUUGUAUAUGUAUGGAGGUGUACAUACUGUAGAUCCUCCCCGACGCUUCCCGUCGGUAUUGAUAUGUGAAGCCCUUCCUUUUUUAGCUCGUCUACAGGUUUCGCGUACAUGUAUCGAGACCCCAGUAGAUCCCCCGUAGCGUUGUUGAGGGCGAGAAGUGCCGGGGCGGUUGCCCUAUUGUUUCUUCGUGGACUAGGGAAUUGGAACAUGUUCCACCGAUCCUCGUUGCGAAGAGAUGCUACUUUGCACCGCGAGCAGCGAGGAAUGAAAGAAUAUGUUAUUGCUGCGUCCUUGAGGAGUAUCCCAUUACCCUCUCUUUGACGUUCAAUGUUGCGGUGAUUCCUGGAUGACACGUUCCGAGCUGGUGCUGUGCGUCACUUUUUGGAACGGACCAAAAUGGUGCCAAGGAGCCGACUUUGAAUUGCAGGUGCAAACGCGGGCAAGGAUAUGCAAGGUGUUGCAGGUGGGUAUUAUUGAUCGAAUGAUGAUCGACACCGGAAUCCAGAAAUAGUUGGCAACAGGGGCAAAUAUAUGUUCUCCGUCUGCUCGCUGGGCGAUCAACUUCAUGGGCCGGUGUUUAGUGCAU
Messenger RNA from Ectocarpus sp. CCAP 1310/34, 2365 nucleotides. NCBI's taxonomy places the organism in Eukaryota, Phaeophyceae, Ectocarpales, Ectocarpaceae. The record is from the annotation of a GenBank genome assembly.